AUGCGGAUUCUUGAGUAUAUUCGUAUGUGUACGGGUUUGAGUAGAGGGAGUACGGCACUUUGGACUGAUUUUAAAUCUUUAGCGCUCCCGCGCCUCUAUGCUAGGGUUCUAAUGUGUGACGAUGGGAUUGUUAGCGACCGGAAAAGGAUGAUAUCAGAGGCUGCGAUCGUGUUUGGGAGCUGGAUUGGGGGCCAGGCAUGGCGCCGCCACUUCAUCUGGGCCUUGCUGGUGUUCUGUAUCACUUGCAUUUUCACGAUUAUCGCCUUCGUCGGCGCCAGGCCGUGCUACACCGAUUGCCGCAAGGGGGGAAUGCUGCCAGAUAAUCGAUCGAUCGCGGCGAGCGCUGGCCACGGGCGGCUGCUCACAGUCAAGGGAUCGGAGAUUUUCGAGAGCGGGUUUUGGUCGCUGGGGAGGCAAGAGCGGCUCAAACGCGCCAAGAUUGCGAUCGAGAAUCUUCAUCUCCAGGAUGAGCUCGACGAUCUUCACGACGAUGGGGUCUUGUAUCGUAACAUCUCGCGAUUCAAGAGGAGUUACGAAGCAAUGCAACGGGUAUUCAGGAUCUUUGUCUACAAGGACGGUUACAAGCCAUUGAUGCACGAAGGCCCCAAGACUGGAAUUUACGCGUCCGAAGGGCUCUUCAUCGCUACCAUGGAACGAGGGAAUCCCUUCGCCGUGACCGAACCAAAGAUCGCAACGAUGUUCUUUAUCCCUUUCAGCCUCAAGCAAAUGGUGGACUACAUGUAUGACACGAACAGUCACAGCAUGAAGAACAUCCAGAGCUACAUCGCCGGCUACUUGAGGAGGCUGGCAUCGAAGUAUCCUUACAUGAACGCCACAAACGGGAUCGAUCACUUUUUUGUCUCUUGCCACGACUGGGCUCUUAUGGCACUGGAAAAGCAGGACUGCCAGAGAAACAUCGUCAAGGUUGUCUGCAAUGCCGAUUCAUCUCGAGGCUUCAACACAUCCAGAGACGUUUCGUUGCCGGAGACACGAGUUCGACAGGGAAAACACUCGCCGAUCAUCAGAGACACUUCGGGAAUGGACAGGCCUUACUUGGCGUUCUUCGCGGGCCAAAUGCACGGCAAGCUGCGGCCAGUUCUCCUUGCCCACUGGAAAGACAAGGAUCCGGAGAUGAAAAUCUACGAGGUUCUUCCACCGUCUGUGGCGGAGCGAAUCUCUUACAGCGAACACAUGAGGCUGAGCAAGUACUGCAUCUGCGCCGCCGGAUUCGAAGUCAACAGCCCGAGGCUGGUGGAAGCGAUCGUGAACGAGUGCGUGCCGGUGAUCUUGGCGGACAACUUCGUGCUACCUUUCAGCGAAGUCAUCAACUGGGACAGCAUCUCGGUGACGGUGGCGGAGAAGGAUGUGGCAAACUUGAAAGCCAUCCUGGCGGGGAUCCCUCUGCGGACGUACAAGGAAAUGCAGGCACGGCUCAAGCACGUCAAGCGCCACUUCGAGUGGAAGAACAGCCCCGAGAAGUAUGACAUCUUCAACAUGAUCGUCCAUUCGCUGUGGACGCAGCAACUCAACAACGUUUAGAAGAUCUUCGAUCCAAUGCGUGGGCUGACAA
Molecule: messenger RNA, 1570 nt
Organism: Selaginella moellendorffii
Lineage: Eukaryota; Viridiplantae; Streptophyta; Lycopodiopsida; Selaginellales; Selaginellaceae
Product: probable glycosyltransferase At5g25310
Exons: 5
Coding region: 1-1539 (512 amino acids)
Molecular function (GO): glycosyltransferase activity
Source: RefSeq, a predicted model, not a curated record